Molecule: messenger RNA, 3078 nt
Organism: Rhincodon typus (whale shark)
Lineage: Eukaryota; Metazoa; Chordata; Chondrichthyes; Orectolobiformes; Rhincodontidae
Product: guanylate cyclase soluble subunit beta-2-like
Exons: 14
Coding region: 1-2337 (778 amino acids)
Biological process (GO): response to oxygen levels; cGMP biosynthetic process
Cellular component (GO): guanylate cyclase complex, soluble
Molecular function (GO): heme binding; guanylate cyclase activity
Source: RefSeq, a predicted model, not a curated record
AUGGUCUGUUGCUGCCGCUGUCCCCAAGGCUCCAGGUUUAUGAAUGUUCAAGGUCUGUACUGGGCCUUCUCUCCUCCUCGCAGGGACCACUCAAGAUCUGUGCUAGGCUCGCUCGAGGUCUGUGUGGUCCAUCACCGAUGCCAUCGAGCUCAAGAGUAUGGAUUUAUUAACACAUGUUUGAAGUCUUUGAUUAUAGAAAAAUUCGGAGAAGAAACAUGGGAGAAACUGAGAAUCGCUGCUGAAGUCCCAGACACUUUUAUGACAUUUAAAAUAUAUGCGGACGAUAAUACAAUGAGACUGGUGGAAGAAGCUUGCAAAUUGUUAGAUGUGGAGCCAGCUAUGGUGUUACACCAAUUUGGAGAGUAUUUUUUUGAGUUUUGCAAGAGAUCUGGAUAUGAUCACAUGCUCCGUACUCUGGGAGGUAACCUAAUGGAGUUCAUUGAGAACCUUGAUGCAUUACACAGUUACCUUUCAUUAUCCUAUCAGGAGAUGAAUGCACCAUCCUUCAGGGUGGAAAAAAAUGAAGACAAUUCCAUGCUACUGCAUUAUUAUUCCGACAGGAGAGGACUGUGUCACAUUGUCCCUGGCAUACUUGGUGCAGUGGCCCUGGAUUUUUUUAAUAGUGAAAUCACGAUGGAUAUUGUGAAUCAGAUGGAAGAGGAAGAACGAACGGGUAAAAAGGAACAUGUUGUUUUUCUGGUAACUCAGAAACCAGCAUAUUCACAUAAACGACGCAGCAGGUUAUCUGCGAAGCCACAGUAUCUGUCUGAUAGGUGCAAACAAAGUGAAAAACAGUUAAAUAAACUGGACUUGGAAAGAGCAAUGGCCAAGAUUAGAAGCAAAGCCUCUGGAUCCCCUGUCAGGAAAAACCACUGGGAAACAGUUCGUGGGAUUGUCAAAUUGGGAAAAGGCAAGUUAUUAAGGGGCUUUGAGCCAGUCUAUCCAGAGAGAUUGUGGGUUGAUGUAAAAACAUUUUGCAAUUCUUUUCCUUUUCACAUUGUCUUCAAUGAAGAGCUUAGGGUAAAACAAGCAGGGAUAAAUAUACAGAAGCUGGUCCCAGGACUUCAAACAAUGGACAUCCGACUUGAUGAAUACUUCAACAUUGUUCACCCGGAAGUAACAUUCAAAAUAUCAAGUGUGCGGAAAUUUAUUAAUAGCUUAUUUGUGUUAAGAACAAAACGGGAAAUGAUGCCAGAAUCAUGGAAGCAUCGUCCAAUGUUGGAACUAAGAGGUCAAAUGGUGUGGAUGGAAUAUUUACAAUGCAUGUUGUAUCUGUGCUCCCCUCUGCUGCGUAGUUUACAUGAGCUGGAAGAGAGGUGCAUGCACAUUUCUGAUAUCGCCUCUCACGAUGUGACCAGGGACCUCAUUCUUCUGAAUCAGCAGAGACUUGCUGAGAUGGAAUUAUCUAAUCAGCUUGAAAGAAAGAAAGAAGAACUAAGAAUUCUGUCCAAACAUUUAGAGGAAGAAAAGAAGAAAACAGAAGCAUUGCUGUAUGCAAUGCUACCAAAGCAUGUGGCGAACCAGCUCAAAGAAGGCAAAAAAGUUGAGGCAGGUGAAUUUAAGGAGUGUACCAUACUGUUCAGUGAUGUUGUGACAUUUACAAGUAUCUGUGCGCAGUGUGAACCAAUUCAAAUAGUGGUUAUGCUCAACACCAUGUACUUGAAGUUUGACAGACUAACCACAGUCCAUGAUGUCUAUAAGGUGGAGACAAUAGGAGAUGCCUACAUGGUGGUUGGAGGAGUCCCUGUGCCAGUUUCUACACAUGCUGAGCGAGUAGCAAAUUUUAGCUUGGGAAUGAUCAUAGCAGCUAAAGGUGUAACAAAUCCUGUGACAGGAUCACCUAUCCAGAUAAGAGUUGGAGUAACCACCGGCCCAGUUCUGGCUGGAGUAGUUGGUGAAAAGAUGCCUCGAUAUUGCCUUUUUGGAGAUACAGUCAACACAGCUUCAAGAAUGGAAAGCCACGGUGUACCAAACAAGAUCCACCUCAGUCCUAGCGCUUUCCGAGCACUUAAGGAUAAAAACUUUGAAAUACAUGAAAGGGGUGAAAUUGAAGUUAAAGGGAAAGGGAAGAUGUGCACUUACUUCCUCAUUAGAAAUCUGGUUGCAUCAGAAAACGAAAUCCUGGGCAGGCCAUUAAGGGAGUCUGAUUCUGGCCGAGAAUCUCUGCUGUCCCUACCUGAAUCAAAGGCAGAAUAUGUCAACCAAAAAGGUAAAACUUUAACACAAAAGCCCACAAAUGAUGAAAUGCAAGCUAAAUGUUCUGAUGCGUGUGGAGGACUGAAGCAGCAAAUCUUCAAUUCUCCAAGAAAAAUACAGCCUUUUCAAAAGAUAUGGUGAUGAUGAAAGAAGUCAGUUCUGGAUUUAAUUUUGAAUUUAUUUUCAUAAUCACAAAUUUAUAAGUGUAAAUCCAGGUCAAAAUGAUUUUUGGUGUUGCAAACAAGGAGUUCAGAUUAAGUUUAGUCUUCAGGCAAAAUAAAGUCUGAGGGCUAUUCGGAGCAGGAUUGCAAUUUAGUACCCAUUUAAUUUGACUUCAUAGCAUACUUUACAGCUAAGAACAGAAUACAGCUGUUGCACUGCAAAGAAACCAUAUUUGAGUAUAGCAAUUUAUCUGCAGUGCUGGCAGAGGGCGUAAGAAGCUGGUUCUGAAACUUGCUUUGUUGAAGGAUCUCACUUAUAUACUACAAUACUAUGUAAUAUUCAUAUUAUGAAAGUACUGCAUAUAAGGAAGGUUUUAAAAAUGUUUAUGGGAAAACAAUGUGAAUGCUUACUUACAUGUAGUAUUGAGUUGUGCGUAUCUAUUUUUCACUGUGUGAUGUCCAUCCGUCAUCUGAUGUUUGACAGUGACAAUUGUAAAUCAUUCAAUAUAAAAGCCAACAUCACUUAUCUUUUGGAGAAGAGUGAAUGGAAUUAAAGUAUGUAGUCAUCCAAAUGACUCCUCAGACGCAUUUCCAGGGGCAUCCAGAUCUUUUUAAUAAGUCAGGACAGUUUGUGACUUGGAGUGCAACUUGCAGGUGGUGUUCCUAUAAGUCCGUUGCCCUUGAUCUGAUAGGUGAUACGGGCAACAGACUUGGAAGCUGC